AUGAAUCUAGAAGCGAAGGAAACUGGGAAUGAUAUUGCUGCCAAGAAUAAUAAUCAGCGCGUCAGUGUUAUAAGAUGGGCUGGAAGAGAAUCAACGAAGACUUUCCAGGAGAAAUCUAGCUUUGAAGAAGACUGUACUGUCUCUGUUGUUCAAGACGAAUCCUUUGUAUCAUCAUGUUUAGUUACUGCUAAAUAUCGCUGCGCAUUUUGUAAGAAAUCAUUCAAAUGGCACUCACAUUGGAAAUCUCAUGAACGAAUACAUACAGGGGAAAAACCUUUUAAAUGUGAGAUUUGUGGAAAGUCUUUUGCUAGAUCCGAUGGUUUACAAUGUCAUAAACUUACUCAUAUCACCGUAAGACAUCUUCCUAGAACUCCAGGAAAGGGCAGUACACAAGCGACUGCAGUUGCAUGCAAAAACCCACCAACUGAAUCAGCUGAGCAAAUUUCAAAUGUCACGAAAGAGCUUGAACAGAAAAAAUUAUUUAACUGUAAUCAUUGCAAUAGAAUCUUCUACAGUUCUGCUGGAGUGGUGAAGCAUAUGCAGGUUCACAAAGGUAAGAGAUUUUACAAUCACAUUUUAAAUUAUCUUACACAAUUCGUCAUUGCAGCACAUUAAUAAUUAUUCAGCCCAUUUUGCUAAUUUAAAUUGAAGGAAAGCAUCUAUUUUAGUUAAUAUUCCGUGUUCCAAAGAUAUAAAUACUUCCUGCAACUAUAAAGAUUUCUAAAAUAUAUUUGAAUUUGGAUCGUAAAUAUAUUAUCAUGGUUUUUCUACAGCUAGAUUUGCUUUGUGAAGCAUUUAUAAUCGUAAGUACUGCUCGUAUACUAUUCUCAUAACUAUAGUGCGGUUUUACACAAACUAGACCGCCUAGAGAUCUUGGGUUUCUUCAUCAGAAUAAUGAAUUACAAAAUCAAAAUCAAAGCAGCUAAUAGCUAUCUCAUUUUCUAAUGCGGGGGCAGUCAAAAUCUGCGGGGUAUAUCGAAAAUCGUAUGGCUUUGUGCUUUUGGUGUAAAAUGAAAAUGUUUAUGUGAAAAUACAUGAAAUAUAUACAUUUACUUAUUUUAGUAAAGCAGUUUAGUAAAGGUAUUGUUUUUAGCUUGUUUCAGUCAAGAAACAUUGUUUUUGCAGCUUAAAUAACGAACCUGUCUAAGAAAAAAUAUUAUAUUAGGCUUCAUUAAAUAGAAAACAAUGCAAACAAAUAACAGCUAUAGUAUAGAGUCAGACCUUUUUGUUUGCUAUUACUAUAUCCAACUAUAUGAAGGAUUGGGUAAUCUGUUCUGUUGUGAAAGGUAUACUGGUUUGAGCAAAUAGAUUCGAAAUAUGCAGUUGUAGGCUACUAAAUUAAAGUGAUUCCGAAAAAAGUUCGCAUAUAGCUAUAAUACACAAUUUAGUAGCCUAUACAACUGCAUAUUUCGAAUCUAUUUUAGUCACCUUCAUCAAUAUGACAAGUUACAAGAUGAGUUGUACCGCUGAUUGCUGAAGAUGAAUAAAAAAGAUUCGAUCUUUUAAUUUUAUAUUUGCUGAAACUAUCAGCCGCUAAUUCACCACUUGCACUGUGGGCCCCAUGCACGUGUACUUGGCACGUGGUAAUACGGGUCACGCAAGCAAUAUAUGGAGAAUAAUACAUGGUGCGCGGAAAUACCAGAUUUAUUUCGAGUGUUGAACAUGAUAUCUCACGAGUGAGCGCAGCGAACGAGUGAGAUAUCAUGUUCAACACGAGAAAUAAAUCUGGUAUUUCCAAGCACUCGUGUAUUUUUCUGUUUAUUAUAUAAAGGACAGUCUUUGAAAAGCGGUGGCGACGAGCCGGACGAGGACAUCAAAGAACCUAAUAUAAACUCUUCUCCAUUAGAAUGUUUUUUGCCAAUAAGUACAGGGAAACGUUAGUGGCGCACGUAGCUAGCGAAAUUUGACUAGUGCUGCUCCAAGACGCCCACAUUCUAGGGGGGUCCGGGGGCAUGGUCCCCUGGAAAAUUUUGAAUAUUACUUAGAAGUCUGGAAUGGCCAUUUCCUGUGAUUUCAUGGCGAAAUACUCCAAAGGGAACAUCAAAAAAUUGUGUGAUACGUGGGAAAUUUUUUAUACUUUUUUUAGAAAAAAAAUUUUGGUAACUUUUUUAAAUCCAUGCAUUUUUUAUCAUAUUUCACUAUAUAUUUUUCAACUUAACUGAAAAUUUAGCUAAAUAUAGUAAAGUCACGAAAGAGGAAAAUAUCAUGUAUACAAUCACAGUUAAUUAAUACAAUACGCGUCUGUAAUAUGAUCUUUCACUUGAUUAACACAUAAAUGAAAAUAAUCAACAAUUGCGUGGUUUUAUACACUAUAACUCUACGGCGAGAUAUACUAUAUACCGAGCCAAGGAUUCGAGCUUCUACGGCGAGAUAUACUAUAUACCGAGCAACUCUACGGCGAGAUAUACUAUAUACCGAGCCAAGGAUUCGAGCUCGGAAUCGAGCUCGGAAUUCGAGCUCGGAAUUUGAGCUCGGAAUCUAAGUUUUAUUAUAGUCUAGGACCUGUAUAUGAGUUUGUAUGCGUUUCACUUAGCACAGUAAGUUUUAUUAUAGUCUAGGACCUGUAUAUGAGUUUGUAUGCGUUUCACUUAGCACAGGUAAUCUCAACUGUUUUAGGGUAAAAUGACCAUGGCAGUCAACAUGGCAUAUGUGCCAAAACCUGAAUCCGGGACAAAAUUCCUGAAAAUGAUCCCGCCCUGAAACGGCAGUGUCGACAUAGCUGUAACUUCCGAAAAGGAAAAGCGAUAGCCUUUCUGAAGUGUUUAGUGUUCAGAAGGGUUGCUUUUAGGGAUGGUCAGUACCCUGAAAUGUUAGGCGUUCUCCCCGCUUGAACCUGACAUUUCAGGCUAGGGUGGUCAGUGGAAGGAAAAAUUUGUCUACUGCUAUUUGCAAACUUCCAUUAGGCGUGCGAUUUUUUUCAUGUUUGUUUACUUUUCAAACGUUCAGGUUUUUGACCGGAAAACGUUAACGUUUUGAGCAAGCCAAUCAACGUUUGGCGGUGUGUUCAAUGAAACUUUGCUAAUAUUGUGGCAAACGUUCAGGUUUUUGACCGGAAAACGUUAACGUUUUCCGGUCAAAAACCUGAACGUUUGAAACGUAAACAAACAUGAAAAAAAUCGCACGCCUAAUGGAGCUUGCAAAUAGGAGUAAGUAUAAUAUUUUACAAGAAAAUGACCAUGCACCACCCCCAGGUAAAUUGCUAAUUAUGCAUAAAUAACUAAUGUGCCUGGCAGAAGUGAAAUAUCCCUAUUUCCUAAAAACAAAUAUCAUGAGGAUUGUCAUAAGGAUUGUCAUUGUUUUCUUUAAAUAUAAUACCAUAUUUUGCCAUCUUGUUUGCUUUUUAUCACCAACUGAAACCUGGCAAAUAUCAUCCAGUUGUUGCACUUUUACAUAUAAACAUGGUUGAAGAAGAUUUCAAAGGAGGUUUCAUCAGGUUUUGAAACAGUGCAGUGUAAUUAUCUUCGUUACUGUGUCCUUCGAUAUUUCGUGAAAUACUGAAAUAUGGCGCCAUUAUAAAUUGCAUUGGCUCGCCGCUUCUCUGCCCGGAUAAAUGCCACUUAUUCGUCUUGCUGUGUAUUUAGACAUUACAGUAUCCAAUAGUACUUUGUAGAAUAGUCCCAAUCGAGUCUCAUCAAACUUGUUGAAUAUAUUAACAAUCCAAAUUCGAAAAGAAGUAUAAAGUUUAUAAACAUUGUUUGAUUUUUUAAAGUGCCUAUGAAAUGAAAUUUAUUAUUUCAGUAUUUGGUACUUUUGGCAACGGAGAUUUCGAAUUUGAUAAUAAAAAUGUCAAAUUUUAAGAGCAAACAGUAGUUUUUGCAAGCUUUUGUAACGUUUUUAUAUUGAAAAAGUGGUCCGGAGACUGGGAACGAAUCGAAUACGCGUGACGUAAUUAGCAGGGCACGAGAAAUUGAUACGAGUCAACACAAUACAAACAAUAUAGCACAAUGUCGUCGACUGUAGUGAUAUUUCUGUUGCUAUUUCAAGCGAUUCAAGUGAGUAUGUUUUUGGCGCUCAUUAUAUGCCGUGUGAAGGUGAACCAUUAAAUCCUCAGGGAGACGAUAUAAUGGACGAUAUAAGCGAGGAAACGACCAAGGAAGCCGAUCUGGAUGGCUUGACGCCGGCCAUUCUAGAGGCUAGAUAUGAUUAUAUGAAGUUGAUUCUUGGUAGCCGUAGGUAGCCUUUUUUCAGUUGGAUACAUUUGAACUUCAGUCGUUUUAAAUAAUUAAAUUUGACAAAAACACUCGAUUCAACUCGCUGCUUCAAUUUGAUAUAGGUGUAAAUGUGGCAAGUGCUCGGAUCGAAACUUGGUUGAUGCACUUGAAUACCGAUGUUGCCAUGAAAUUAUUGAAGCGCUUGGGAAACUAACAAUCGACGGGAGCAUCGCCGGAGAAAAUUUCAUGUUUGACAUUGCAUGAAGACUACAAGGCCAUCACGAACGAGGCUGUGCUGGCUCAAGUCGGCCCUUUAUUGAGAGACCGAAAUGGCAAAGCUAUAAAUCACGUUCAGGAACUCCUUACAAAAGAGUAUUGUGGAUCAUUUCAUGCUGUCAAAGUUAUAGAAUUACUGCAAUUUUUACGUUUUAUAUUUCGACAAAAAACACUUUCCAAAUGUGGAUAGUUUUCAAUAGCCGGUUUAAUAAUACAGUAAUAGAGCCAUGUUUAUUUAUAUCGAACAACUAUAAUGAUACGUUUCCGAUAUGCCUUCAAAACAUAUACAAACUUUGCCAGCCAGAAGGGUGGAUUAUAACAUCUUAAAGUUACUGCAUUGCUCUACUCAAACAAUAAUGAUGUCAAAGUACUAUAAAUACAGUAAUAAAACUCAAACUGUGUUUUAUACAGUGAGAUUUAUAUGGUGAAGUUAAACGGUUUGGCUGGUCUUGCAUUUGGUGCAUUACAUAGUCUGC
Messenger RNA from Paramuricea clavata, 4903 nucleotides. The record is from the annotation of a GenBank genome assembly. NCBI's taxonomy places the organism in Eukaryota, Metazoa, Cnidaria, Anthozoa, Malacalcyonacea, Plexauridae.